Molecule: messenger RNA, 1014 nt
Organism: Kuraishia capsulata CBS 1993
Lineage: Eukaryota; Fungi; Ascomycota; Pichiomycetes; Pichiales; Pichiaceae
Exons: 1
Coding region: 1-1014 (337 amino acids)
Source: RefSeq, a predicted model, not a curated record
AUGUUUCAAUUGCGAAAGGUGCGGCACUUAUUUCCACUUUUGUACAGGUGGUCAAGCGGAGCAAGUGGGAACAAACGAAACAGUUUGAAUGCUAGUCUAAAUACUAGUCUACAGGGACAGUCUACACUCACAGCCAGAGUGCCGAAGAAAAAGUUCCAGGAUGUUUCUAACGACGUUCUACAGCGAAUGAACUCGAACUUUCGAUUACACAAUACCAUUACAGAGUCAUUGAAAACUCCCACUUUCACUAGACGCGUGGAGUCAGACAGAUCGUCCCCACCAGAGCUGCCGAGGGUGAAAUUUUCGUUUCAAAAGUACAGAAUUACUGCCCAGGAGAUGAAAAAACCAAUAGUGAUGCCGCCUGAGUCCACUACAAAUCCAGUGACCGAAAAAAACCCUCCUGCGCAAUGUUCCGCGGACAUUAAGGGUAUCAACGGAGUGCUGUAUCGUAUGGCUUCAGUCAGAAGAUUUUAUGGAUAUAAAGUCCUUGAAAGUGGCUGGUUUGGGAUGUCAUAUUAUCCUCCACACUCAUUUGUGGGAGCCCUUCGAAAAUCCAAGCCGGCACUCGUAUUUCAGUUUGAUACGAGCACCUACUUGAACUCGAAGCAGCUGAAAAGAGGCCUAACAAAUCUCCCGUUGAAACACCCAUUUCAGUUUGAAGUGCACCGAAAAAAGACUCGUCAGCUUUACAGAAAGCUGUUCUGGAAAGCAUUUUCGGAUCUCAAGGGAAUCGACGGCGUAUACUUCGUCAGACUGUCGAUAGCUCCCAAUCCUCGUGCAAUAAGUCAGGUGCGCGAAUCUCUCACCAAGGCUGUCCAAAUGACCCUAGACAAAACGUGGAGUUACAAAAUGAAUCGGCACUUCGAAAAAAAUGAUGUUAACCCAAAUUGGAAAGCAAUUAACAGAAGAGCAGUCGCAGCUGGAAUGCCCGCAUUGAAACCACCAUCUGCCCCAAAGUCUAGAAGCUCGCCCAAGCAGGGUAAGGCGCCUCAUAAGCGAUACCCAAGGAAUUAG